UAACACAUAACAUUGGCGCUUCCUCGUAGCCCUCUUGAAGCUCCGAAGUUUAAGUUUAGUUUACGUUUUGACACUUGUCCACAUUUCUUAGCGGGCCUGUGCGACACAGAUAACGUGCUGGCGCAUGACCGCAAAGAGAUAAGUGUAAUUUCUCCCAGGACUGACGUGGAGCCUCUUCAGCAGCGGCGUGAAAGUCUGAGUAUGACAGCCGGUCACUGAACUCACAGCCAGACUACAGAAAAGGAAAUCUGCUAUAAGAAAACAUCAACAUGUCCUCUGAGGAGGAGACUUCUCAUACUUCUUCUUCCUUGUCUCCUCCCUCUGCCUCCUCCUCUUCACCCUUCUCUACCUCCCACUUCAUUGGAAGGAAGGAGGACAUUGUCAAAGCUGGUCGUUUGACCAAACUGGUGAAUGGAUGCAGAGAUGUGCUGCUCGUACACCACCAGGGGCAGCUUUAUGCAAUGGACAUGCGCUGCUAUCAUUCAGGUGGUGCAUUGCAGUAUGGAGACAUUGAGGAGUUCAAUGGGCGGCUGUGCAUCGUGUGCCCAUGGCACAAGUACAAGAUCACGCUUGCAGAGGGGGAAUCACUUUACCAAGCUGUGGAUGAUCCUACAGCCAAACCACUGAGGACUCACUGGCGCUCCAAGGGUGUCAAACAGAGGAUUCAUAAGGUCACUGAGGUCAAUGGGGAUGUGUAUGUAACGCUCAAUGACUCCAGUGAAACCAUUGAGUCAGAUGUCUACCAGACUGAGAAAUACAGGAAGGCCUCAGUCAAAGCUCAGCCGAAAGCUAAACCCAAGACAUAACCUUUGAUGAAGUCAAGGAGCUUUGCUCGUCUUCCACCUAGUCUAUGAUCUUGUAAUGGCACAGAAAGGGUGAUGUUACUACAGAUGUGGAUAAAAUCAGUUAAUACUGGAUGUGAACAGUAAAUGUCGGACAUUAUUACUUUCAGGAACACUUUAUUUUUGAUGCAGACUAUUGAUUAUAUGUUUGUUUUUGGUUAAAAUUUCUGAAUUAUUAUUUUUCACUGAAAUAAUAUAAUCACUGUUUCAUUUUUGCUUCUAAUUUGUAUUUUUACAAUUGUUAUUAUUAUAAUUAUAUUUUUUUAUUGUAUUUAUUUAUUUUUCUUGUAAUUAAACUCACUUAAUGUGGAUCAGUUUUUCCAGAAGAAAAUUGGACAGUGUCAAAAAUAAAGCAGAAAGCAAUGAUUUAAA
Archocentrus centrarchus (flier cichlid) is the source of this 1214-nucleotide messenger RNA. Its product is annotated as Rieske domain-containing protein-like. The record is from RefSeq and is a predicted model, not a curated record. Gene Ontology annotation, molecular function: 2 iron, 2 sulfur cluster binding. The transcript is spliced from 4 exons. Lineage: Eukaryota; Metazoa; Chordata; Actinopteri; Cichliformes; Cichlidae. The coding region runs from base 270 to 806 and encodes 178 amino acids.